AUGACAGCAACUACCGGUUAUCUUCCACUCUGCAGCUCUGAUGCGUAUCGGAUUCAAGAGGCUCAGGUUGCCUUGAAAUAUGGCAGUAAUUUCUACGUUGAUAAGUACAAUGAUGCCAGUGCAGGAUGGACAAUGAUAGCUGCUAUUCUAAUUUUUUUCAUGAAAGCGGGCUUUCUUUUCGUGGAGACCACAUUUCUCUCUGAAGAGAGCCAUAGAGGAAGAGUCAUCAUUAGUAAAUAUUUGGACACCUGCUCCAGUGCAAUUGCUUUUUGGCUCUUUGGGUUUGCUUUCGCAAUUGGAUUGAACCCUGCUGUGUUAGGAGAAAGUCGAGAUUACAUACUCUGGUUUUUCAGAUUUACAUUUGCUAGCAACACAGCAACAAUCAUCGGAGGAACUCUUAUUGGAGCAAGAAGAAAGAUGAAACUGAUCGCUGUCUUGGUCUACUCCUUCAUGAUCAGCAGCAUCAUACACCCAGCAGUCGCCUACCAAAUAUGGAGUAACGACGGUGGGCUUUCUCCAUUCAAAUUUUGCAAUGGAACCAUCGGUUCUGUUGUUAACGGAACGGUGAGACUCGAACACAUUCUAACAGAGCGGCCGUCGUCUUGGUUUGUUCUGGAUUUCGCUGGUUCCGGAGCCGUACAUCUUUUAGGAGGUAUGGGUGGCCUUCUUCUUACUCUUUUCUAUAAAUUUGAACAAUGGUGGGAUAAGCGUCAAAAGGAAGGAAACAAGAAGAUGGCAUCGCCGUCUACUGAAACUGAUUCCUCCCGUUCUAUGGAAUCGUCAGAAGAUCCGAAGCCAAAAAAAGGUUUUAUAGAUUGGAUGUAUCACGUGGAGUGUGAGAUUGUAGAGUAUGCAGCGUUGGGUGUUCUCAUUCUAUGGACAACAUGGUUUGCCUUCAACUGUGGAUCUACCGAAAGUAUUUCUGGUGGAAGCAGUGGUCUACACUCGUUCAAAAUUUAUCACGCCGUAGUGGGGCGAAUUGCACUCAACAUGGUCGUGUGUGCAGGCUCUGGUGGUCUGUUGGCCAUCGGUAUCGCUGGUUUUGUGCAGGCAAUCAAGAAAACUGAUCGCAUUAAUACCAAUGAAGUCGCCAACGGCAUUUUGUCUUGCUUGGUAGCUAUCACGGGAUGUUGUGCUUUUGUAACACCACAUGCUGCUUUUGGAAUUGGAUUAUUUGCGAUCUUCUUCUAUCAUCUGGGAUGUUACAUUGAAUUCAUCUUGGAUCUGGAAGAUACCGCCAGAGUCGUUCCUGUUCAUGCUUGGAGUGGCAUGUUGGGACUUUUGGCAAGCUCUCUGGCUGACAACAAUUAUCUGAGAGAAGUCUAUGAAAACGUUUGUUAUUGUCAAAACCUCAACUUGUCUGACUUUGGCAUCAGUUUUGGAUUGUUGCUCCGUAACCAGUUGGUUGGCAUGCUACUCAUUAUUGUGUGGAGCUGUGUUACUAUUGCCCCGCUGUUUUUCCUGCUGUCUGUCAUUAGGAGCAACAAUAUCUCCAAGCUGUUGCGAAAAAAACCGUUUCCAACAAACCACCUAAUGUGGAGGUUGUUUGGUGGCGGUGCCCUCCUUACUUUGAGUUACGAUGCUAAAGCAAUGGAAAUGGACGACAUGGGCGACAUAGGCGACACGGAUGACAUGGACAAUUCUACCAUGGCCAAGAACAACAAUUAAACUAUAACUUUCUACUUUUCUGCUUUCUUGUUUGUAGUUGAAAUGAACUAGUGUUUUGCUCUUGCAUUGCACUAUAGGCAUUUUGACGUAUAUGCAUGGGUUUAGAUGUUACUGCCUAGAGUUAGCAUCAGUCGUGAA
Corticium candelabrum is the source of this 1806-nucleotide messenger RNA. RefSeq names its product ammonium transporter 2-like. The transcript is spliced from 15 exons. Lineage: Eukaryota; Metazoa; Porifera; Homoscleromorpha; Homosclerophorida; Plakinidae. Gene Ontology annotation, cellular component: plasma membrane. The record is from RefSeq and is a predicted model, not a curated record. Bases 1 to 1668 code for a protein of 555 amino acids. Gene Ontology annotation, biological process: ammonium transmembrane transport; ammonium homeostasis. Gene Ontology annotation, molecular function: ammonium channel activity.